AUGUUUGAGCCCAUUUAUAGUGCUGUUAAAAUUACAGGAAUAACGUUCCUUUGUGGAUUUAUUAUGGGAAUGGAUAUACCUUCAUUAUCAAUGUUUUUGGGCAAGGAUCAUUUUGCAGAAUAUUUUAAUUAUCCCAGCCCCAUAAUGCAAGGUUUAGCGACUGGGGCGAGCCCCAUGGGAGGGCUUUUCGGUUGUCUAUUGUACAAUGGUCUUGCUCGGUAUUUUGGCCGAGUCAGCUUGUUUCGCAUUGGCUCAGCUCUGUGGAUUCAGGGUUCUUUAAUUGGCUUAUUGUCGUUUAGGUUGUGGAUGGUGGUCUUGUCUAGAUGGAUCAAGGGCCUCGCUAUUGGAAUGUUUUCAAUACUUGUUGCCGCAUAUAUCAGCGAAAUUAUCCCAAAGCAUCGGAAAGGGAGGACAAUGGCGCUUGUGCAGUUCGCAUUUUCUUUGGCAAUGUUGGCAGUUUAUUAUAUGUGCGUCGGAUUGAAUUUCUUGGGGUCUCCGUUAUCCUUCAGAGUAGCCUGGGGGCUUGAAAUGAUACCUGCAAUUGCAACAAUGAUAACCACUUUAUGGCUACCUGAAUCACCAGAAUGGCUCACCUUACAAGGUGAUUACGUCAAGGCCGAGUUUGUACAGAACGAAUUAGCUAACCAUUUUAACAAAACGAGUAAGACGCGGAAGAUAACUCUUUACAAUAAACUAGAACUGGCCUGUCUUCACGGAGCUAAAACAGAUGGAUUUAGGUACAGAGAUUUACUUGGUCCGAAUUGUUGGAGGCAAACCCUGAUGGGCUCAACUUUACAAUUGCUAGUGCAAUUCAGUGGGAUUAACAUCCUGAUGUACUAUAUCAUAUUUAUCUGUGAUAUGGUGGGAUUAAAAGGCACAGUUCGGUUCGUAGCCGCUUCGAUGCCAUAUAUCAUCAAUGUGCCCUUUGGCCUGUUCCCAAUAUUUGUCAUGGACCAUGUUAGAAGGAAAGAUCUUACCUUGGCGGGUGCAUUCCCGCUAAGUAUCAUCAUGUUUGCCCUUGGCAUUAUAAUGGCCACAAAUGGGCACAAAGUGGACCCGAUCAACGGAAACAAAUCUUUAGUAUGGUCAAUCAACAAUCAGGCAGCUCCUUUCGUACUAGGUCUAUCGUUUUUGUUUGUAGCAGUGUUCACAGUGACAUUAUCCAGCACACCAUGGAUCUAUACAAACGAGAUACUGCCGGCAAGAGCUAAACACAAGGGUCUAGCAGUCUGUAUGCUAAUCGGAUGGGCCGCCAAUUUCAUCCUGACUUUACUCGGCCCCCUCAUGAUGGCAUCCAUAACUUGGGGCACUUUCAUUUUACUGGGAUCUACAACGUUCAUCAUCGCGCUCUCAAUACUACUAUUUUUCCCCGAUACCAAGGAUUUGAGCUCAAAAGAGAUCGAAGCUCUAUACGAAAAGAACCUAAUAAAAGAGGAACAACCCAAGACACCAAUCGAGUCCGACAACGAAUCAACAAGCGGAGCUGAACCCAUUGGAAUGCUCAAUGCAGACGUCCAAUCAUCGAUUGAAGUCCCCACGUUGCCCAAACUGUCAAAUGCACACUAG
Torulaspora delbrueckii is the source of this 1566-nucleotide messenger RNA. RefSeq lists its product as uncharacterized. Gene Ontology annotation, cellular component: membrane. The record is from RefSeq and is a predicted model, not a curated record. The coding region runs from base 1 to 1566 and encodes 521 amino acids. Gene Ontology annotation, molecular function: carbohydrate:proton symporter activity. The transcript has a single exon. Gene Ontology annotation, biological process: carbohydrate transport; transmembrane transport. NCBI's taxonomy places the organism in Eukaryota, Fungi, Ascomycota, Saccharomycetes, Saccharomycetales, Saccharomycetaceae.